Messenger RNA from Prinia subflava (tawny-flanked prinia), 2345 nucleotides. It is a transcript of the gene CLRN1, whose product is annotated as clarin 1. The record is from RefSeq and is a predicted model, not a curated record. Bases 1608 to 2345 code for a protein of 245 amino acids. The transcript is spliced from 4 exons. Lineage: Eukaryota; Metazoa; Chordata; Aves; Passeriformes; Cisticolidae. Gene Ontology annotation, biological process: sensory perception of sound; equilibrioception.
GCAGACUCUUCUGUUUUACAGUCUUGAAAACUGUAGAAGUUAGUAAGGCAAUAUAAACCGCUCAUAAAUGUGACAAAACCAACACAAAGUGUCCUGCAGUGGCCCAAGCAGCAGUGACAGGCUGGAAAGAGCCAAGGAGCUCUGGCAGGCCAGAGCUGGCAGAGGUCAGAGCGGGGCUGGCACUGCCCAGGCACACUCAGCAGGCUCACGGGGGUCCAGAGCAGGAGCAGAUGCAGGGAGCAAAUCCCCUAUCCCAGAGGGAAGGCCUGGCCAUCCCAGGCAGCACAGCCACUCCUUCCCCCAGCAGAGGUGCAGAAGACAGACAGACACCACGAGCUUCUCCAGGAGGAAAUCUCCAGGGCUCCCUUUUCCUCCACCAGGGAAUAUCCCACAGCUGCCCACCUUACUGACAGGGCAGCAGCCCAUCACAGCCUGUGGCCCCUGUCCUGCUCCGCAGAGCACCCUCCCCUCACCCAGCAGAGCUGUCCUCUCCUCAGGUGCUGUAACUCCACCAGAGUUACAGAAUGCAAGCAUGAAAACUUUUCCCCUUUCUACCCAUUAUUUGUGCCACGUGCUCUCCCUGUGCUGCAUCUCUGGACACUACAACCAUGAGGCACUUUGGAAAAGCAAGACUAGACACGGGGUUGCAAACAAGCCUAAAUAUAUUAACAGCAGCACUCUACAAAUGAGCCUAUGUUUAAAUGUUUGCCUGACCAUCCUGCAAGCUGCAGCCCAAACACACACUGUACACAACAGACACACUGCCCCUGCCAGGAACACCCUGACAGGGAAAGCAACUGCCAGCAAGUGCCCAAGGGCAACUGGAUACUGAAGAGAGACCUCCUGGUUUGGCAGGGUGCUGUGUGGUACCCGGGCAUUAUCUUAAAAAACAGGAAAAAAGAAAUACACCCAGAUGGGGAAAAAAAAAACCCAAAGCCCAAAACCAAGAAAAGAAAACAACAACCAAAAAACCACAAGACAGCAGGCUCAGCAUUGCUAGCUUUAGAAGAAAACCUCCAAAAAUAAACCCUCUGAAAUCUUCCUUUAUGGAGAGCAGACAAUCAGAUAGAGCAGCCAAGCUCCUGAUCUGAACCCCCAAGUCAUCCACUCCCCGGGGGCUGGGGCGAGCAGAGCACUCCUCAAAUUACAGAGAUCUGUCACCUUAAACCCUCGCUAUCAAGUGACAGAAGAUGCACUGAAACAUCUGCGAAGCUGUACAGAAGGGCACAGGGAGGAAGAGCAUUUACAGCAUCCUCCAGCCAGGGCUGGCCGGGCUCUGGGGCUCUCAGGACAGGGCUGGCCGGGCUCUGGGGCUCUCAGGACAGGGCUGGCCGGGCACUGGGGCUCUCAGGACAGGGCUGGCCGGGCACUGGGGCUCUCAGGACAGGGCUGGCCGGGCUCUGGGGCUCUCGGGACAGGGCUGGCCGGGCACUGGGGCUCUCAGGACAGGGCUGGCCGGGCUCUGGGGCUCUCGGGACAGGGCUGGGUGGUCUCUGGGGCUCUCGGGACAGGGCUGGCAGGGCUCUGUGGCUCUCCAGCAUCCGGGCUGCUGCCGCCCAGGCCCCGGGCACCGCCUCCCCGCCGGCAGCCGCGGCCCCCGUGCCAGCAUGCCGGCGCAGCAGAAGAAGCUGCUCUUCUGCACGGCCGGGGUGCUGAGCUUGGCCUGCGCGCUGGGCACGGCGGCGGCCGUGGGCUCGCAGCUCUGGGUGAGGGGCUCCGUCCUCUGCACCACCGGAGCGCUGCUCGUCAAUGCCAGCGGCGCGGAGCUGCACAAGUUCAUCGGCGACAUCCAGUACGGGCUCUUCUCCGGGCAGCGGGUGCGGCAGUGCGGGCUCGGCGGGCGGCCCCUGCACUUCUCAUUUUUUCCGGAUUUGCUCAGAAUUAUCCCUGCGAGUAUCCACGUCAGUGUCCUUCUCUUCUGCACAGUGCUGAUUGUUUUUGCCCUGGUGGGAGCAGGGUUCUUCAUGCUCAACGCCUUUGGCAGCCCCUACGAGACACUGCAGGGCCCCGUGGGGCUCUACCUCUGGAGCUUCAUCUGCUCUCAGCUGUGGCUGCACAGCAUCUCUCCCUCCCUUUCAGGUUCCUGUGGCUGCCUCAUCAUGAUCCUCUUCUCCUCAGAGGUGAAGAUCCACCACCUUUCAGAGAAAAUUGCUAAUUUCAAGGAGGGAACUUUUACAUUCAAGACUCACAGUGAACAGUUUGCAAAUUCCUUCUGGACCAUCCUGGUUUGCUCCCUGGUGCACUUCCUCAAUGCCCUGCUAAUCCGAUUUGCUGGAUUUGAGUUUCCCUUUUCAAAGCCAAAAGAUUCAGGGACAAUCACAGGAGCAGUUGACCUGAUGUAUUAA